AUGGAAUCCAACAUUCUCUCCACGCCAGACCUCUCGCCGCUAGAGCAAGAAGUCCUCGACGAAUAUGAACGGCUAUCAAAUAACAUGAAGCAGUUGGCGUCUGUCCUAGAUGACCUCGCUUCGAACCCGUCGACAGAAAUCCUAGAUGGGCUGCGGGACUUGGAGCGCAAGACGAGCCUGGCGUUUACGCUGCUCAAAGCGAGUGUUUAUAGUAUUGUGUUGCAGCAGGAGAUUGAUUGGGGGCAGGGGGAGCAGCCUUGA
This is a messenger RNA of Pochonia chlamydosporia 170, 261 nucleotides long. RefSeq names its product DASH complex subunit dad3 domain-containing protein. Lineage: Eukaryota; Fungi; Ascomycota; Sordariomycetes; Hypocreales; Clavicipitaceae. The coding region runs from base 1 to 261 and encodes 86 amino acids. The record is from RefSeq and is a predicted model, not a curated record. Gene Ontology annotation, cellular component: DASH complex; mitotic spindle. The transcript is spliced from 2 exons. Gene Ontology annotation, biological process: attachment of spindle microtubules to kinetochore.